Molecule: messenger RNA, 1261 nt
Organism: Ilex paraguariensis (yerba mate)
Lineage: Eukaryota; Viridiplantae; Streptophyta; Magnoliopsida; Aquifoliales; Aquifoliaceae
Source: the annotation of a GenBank genome assembly
AUGAUGAGGUGUGGAGGUCAAGAUCUGAACCUAGCUAGCUCUACUUUGUGGCCUUGGAAAGCUGCUGUUAUUUUUGAGCUUGCUGAUUGUAAAAUAAUGAAGCGUAAACGUAAUGCGAAACGCAAACCAAAAAAGACCACUGUGGUGGGAGCAAAUGAGGCAUUUUUCAAUGCCGAUCACUCUAGUAUAGAUGAUUUGUACAAUGCUGUUGUAUCUAGAAUGGAGGCUGAAACACCACAAGCUGGUACCAGUAAGAGUAUCCAACAAUCAGGUUUGGGAAAACAAGUAUUUAAUGAGAUAACAGAAAAUAACAGCAACACAUUGGCUGAGAUGAAAAUAGCCCUCACCAGUAAUCUAUCCAAGAAAGCUGGGAGUUUGACAACUAAGUUGUCAAGGGGCUUUGCAUCUUCAAAUAUGAACCUGACUAGUAAUGCAGGACUAGUGCAAGGGAAGAGGACUUGCCAAACAGAAUCAAAAAUACCUCAUCAGGAUCCUCGAUACAAAAAGCAAGAACUAAAUACUGCCCUAUUGGUGAUUACAAAAAUUAUGCAAAUGGAUGCAGCUGAGGUAUUCAAUGUUCCUGUGGAUCCUAUUGCAUUGGGAAUACCAGAUUAUUUUGAUGUAAUCGACACGCCUAUGGAUUUUGGUACGAUAUGCAACAACCUAGAAAAGGGCCAUAAGUACAUGAAUUCAGAGGAUGUGUUUAAGGAUGUGCAAUAUAUUUGGGAGAAUUGUUGUAAGUAUAAUAAGAAAGGGGAUUGUAUUUUGGAGGUCAUGAAGCUUAUGAAGAAGAACUUCAUGAAGUAUUGGACUGCAGCUGGGUUGUACAAGGAACAACCUCUGGCUACUAAUGGUGCCACCCUUGUUUAUUCAGUCCCAAAUUGACAUUCUCCUUGCUUAGCACCACACUAUUGAUAUCCUUGCUUUGGGAACAACAUAAGUGCUGCUCCAGUCGUACCAGUUAAAUUUGGCUGCAUCAAAUUACGCAAGUUCUUUCUUUCCUUUUAGACCAUCAGAUGGGUGCCUCCCUCUGCUUUUCCAAAUGCAUUGUAGAUGUUCCAAGACCCAGGCACUCACUAUCAGGCUCCCAUUAGCUCGGUAGAUAUCUGAAUGCUUGCCUUGAUGCUGCCUAUAGCAUUAGGACAAAGUUGGCUUACUUUUUGGAAGGAUACAUACCUGAUAUACGUUUAUAUGCAGGAUAUUUAGUUUAUUUAAUUCACAGACACCUUUAGAAGCUUUGUCAAGCUUCUUAUAAUAGAAA